CAAGACUCAGCGGCAGCAUGGGCAGCGCCAGUCCGGGCCUGAGCGUCGUGUCCCCUGGUUGCCUGCUGCUGUCCCCAGAUGUGGCACUGCGGACAGGUGUGGAGAAGGCAGCAGUGGAAACAGUGGGUCCUGAGAAGCGGGAAUGGAGCCCCAGCCCACCAGCCACCCCUGAGCAGGGCCUGUCUGCCUUCUACCUCUCCUGCUUCAACAUGUACCCCGAGGAUGGCAGCUGGGUAGCCAAGGUCCCCGCGGCCAGUGCCAGGGAGGAACCGCUGGAGGAGCCUGAGCAGUGUCCGGUCAUCGACAGCCAGGCCUCUGGGAGCAGCCUGGAUGAGCACUCACUAGAGCAGGUGCAGUCCAUGGUGGUGGGUGAGGUCCUGAAGGACAUCGAGACAGCGUGCAAGCUACUCAACAUCACAGCAGACCCUGGGGACUGGAGCCCUGGUAAUGUGCAGAAGUGGCUGCUGUGGACGGAGCACCAGUACCGGCUACCUCCAGCAGGCAAGGCCUUCCAGGAGCUGGGCGGCAAGGAGCUGUGUGCCAUGUCGGAGGAGCAGUUCCGCCAGCGUGCGCCCUUGGGUGGGGACGUGCUGCAUGCCCACCUGGACAUCUGGAAGUCAGCGGCCUGGAUGAAGGAGAGGACCUCGCCCGGGGCCCUUCACUACUGCGCCUCCACCAGCGAGGAGGGAUGGACAGACGGCGAGGUGGAUUCAUCGUGCUCCGGGCAACCCAUCCACCUGUGGCAGUUCCUCAAGGAGCUGCUGCUCAAGCCCCACAGCUACGGCCGCUUCAUCCGCUGGCUCAACAAGGAGAAAGGCAUCUUCAAAAUUGAGGACUCUGCCCAGGUGGCCCGGCUGUGGGGUGUACGCAAGAACCGGCCGGCCAUGAACUACGAUAAGCUAAGUCGCUCCAUCCGCCAGUAUUACAAAAAGGGGAUCAUCCGCAAACCCGACAUCUCUCAGCGCUUGGUCUACCAGUUCGUACAUCCCGUCUGAGAGCUGCAGAGGCCAGAGGCCUACCACCUAUCCCAGACAAUCACUCUCCUCCUGGCCCGGGCUCAGCCUAAUCUGAAUCCAAGGGCUGCUGGCAUCCCAGAAUCCAAAGUCCCAGAGAGACAGUCCUAGAUCAGUAUCUAGGGAGGCAUGUGAGCUCUCUGAGUCCCUGCUUAAGGACAAGGGCCCCUGGAGGGUCAAGGGAGCUAGGACUGCUCCCAAGUGGAGAACCCCCACCCCCAGGCUUGGGCUGUGGGAUUCAACCAAGGCAAUUCACAGGAUGGUGAUGUCACUGUUUCCUGCUCCUGUGACCCAUCCUGUACCAUGACUGGCGUGGUACCAAGAGAUGUCUGCACCCUGUGUUGGGGAGCCAGGAGUGC
Molecule: messenger RNA, 1372 nt
Organism: Chionomys nivalis (European snow vole)
Lineage: Eukaryota; Metazoa; Chordata; Mammalia; Rodentia; Cricetidae
Gene: Spdef
Product: SAM pointed domain containing ETS transcription factor
Exons: 5
Coding region: 18-995 (325 amino acids)
Biological process (GO): regulation of transcription by RNA polymerase II; cell differentiation
Cellular component (GO): nucleus
Molecular function (GO): DNA-binding transcription factor activity, RNA polymerase II-specific; sequence-specific DNA binding
Source: RefSeq, a predicted model, not a curated record